UUCUUCUUCUUUUUGUUUAAGAAUCGGAGAGAUGCCGAGGAAUGUGAGGCGGGAGAUUGGAAGUGAGAUGGGGGAGUCGAGGGUCGGGAAAGGCAAAGAGGGGAACAGAAAUACAACGGAGGGUGUUCAGGAGCAGGAUGAGGCUGAAAGAAGAGUCCUUCGAUCCCAACUUCAGGCUGUGAAGAGCCGUGUUCAAGAUGGAAGAGAAGAACUUUCUCGAGCGAAUACUUCUGAAGUCAAAAAGGUCCUCGGUACACUAGAUAGCUUGCAACACAAAGUUCAGAAGCCCAGAGAACAGGUUGCAGAUGUAGAGACUCUAUUGGAAAUUGUCAACACUGUGGUAAUCUCUGUUAAAGCACAAGGAAAUGAGGGAGUAACUCCUUCUGAUUUCGUAACCUCUCUUCUGAGAGACUUUGGGCAAGGUGGUGGGGGGGCUACUCAUGAUAAUUAUCGGAAUUCAAUGGCUUGGAGUGAUAUUGGCAAGACUGUUGGUCAUGUUUUUGGGAGGAUCCCUGGAUGCUGCACAAUGCUUGGGCCUAUGGAUACAGAAUUAAAGCAAAAGCAACGGAAGGUUCCAGUUUCACGUAAACGUGUGAGGCCAACUGAACAUGCUCGUCCUGAAGAGCUUGAUAACACUGCUGAGGAAAAAACUGACACUGAUAAGAACGUUAUAGCUAUCUUCGAUAUCCUGAAGAAGAAGAAGAAGGUCAAGCUUGAAAAUCUGGUCUUGAACAGGAACUCUUUUGCACAGACAGUCGAGAACAUAUUUGCUCUAUCUUUUCUUGUUAAGGAUGGACGGGUUGAGAUAAAAGUGGAUGAAAAUGGAUGCCAUUUAGUUUCUCCAAAGAAUUCUCCUAGAGCUGAGCUAAUAGCCUCUAAGGAUGUUUCUUAUAGCCACUUCAUCUUCAAAUUUGACUUCAAGGAUUGGAAGUUGAUGAAGGAAAUGGUGGAAGUUGGGGAGGAAUUGAUGCCUGAUAGGAAUCCAUUGAAUGUAUCUGGUGAUUCCGAAGAGGAGUAUGCAGGCCAAAGAUCUCAAGCUACGGCACCUAGUACUCCGAUCAGGAAGCUUUCUAGGAACCGGGGCCUAGUCAUUCAGGAGCAAUCUGUUGCAGAAGAUACUCCGGAAAGGGAAGAUGCUGCAGCAGAUGCUAUUGCCGUCCGAAAAGGGAAGAGAAAGAUGUGAUGAGAUGGAUGUAUAGAAUACUUUAGCUUUUAUUGCUAUUGAUUUUCUAUUAGUAGCAUGAUGUGAAUUGUUUAAACUAUAGAUCUAGUUCUGUAUAUAGAUGGAUAGGCCUAAGGAUUUUAUGGAGGUGGAGCCUUUUUUGACUCUUCUAAUUGCAGGUUCAGUGAAGUUUCCACCUCUGCCUA
Molecule: messenger RNA, 1368 nt
Organism: Telopea speciosissima
Lineage: Eukaryota; Viridiplantae; Streptophyta; Magnoliopsida; Proteales; Proteaceae
Product: non-structural maintenance of chromosomes element 4 homolog A-like
Exons: 7
Coding region: 32-1183 (383 amino acids)
Biological process (GO): DNA repair
Cellular component (GO): Smc5-Smc6 complex; nucleus
Source: RefSeq, a predicted model, not a curated record